AUGAUCGAUAAUGAGUCAAAAACAAGUUCAUCGGACUCUGAAGAUGAGGUGCAACAAAUAAAUACUAGCCAAGUUAUGCCUGGAUCUAGUGGUAUUCAGCAAAUAAUAAAAAUUAAAUCGGUUCCUGUGUAUCAGUGGAAUGUAAAAUUUGAUGGCAAAAAUAUGUCCUUAUUAUCAUUUUUAGAUCGAGUCAAAGAAUUGUCGGCAUUAAGAAAUGUUUCAAAGGCUCAACUGGUGGCAUCAGCAAGAGAUCUAUUUAUUGGACAAGCCAAGCUUUGGUGGACAGCUAAUUGUGACAUCAUAAAAACAUGGGAUGAUUUGGAUAGUGAAUUGAAGAAAAAAUUUUUACCACCGGAUUGGAAUGAAAAACUUUUGAGUGAAGUUAAUCAGAGAACACAAGGACCUGACGAAACAAUAGGUAUGUAUAUUGCUACUAUGAAAACGGCAUUUAAACGUUUUACCUGUCACAUUCCCGAAAGUGCCAAAUUAAAAAUACUGUUGAAAAACAUAGCUCCUUUUUAUCAAAAUCAACUAGGUCUCACUAAAGUAAAAUCCAUUGAGGAACUACUCAAAUUGAGUUGUCGUUUAGAGGAACGAAAAGCUUCCAUAGAGGCUUUUACUCCGUCUCCAAGAAACAGAAAAUUUUUGGAGCCAGAUUUAGCUUAUGUUUAUUCGGAACCAUAUAGUUCUAGAGCUAAUUGUGAUUUAGUAUCAGAUUUAACUUGCUGGAAUUGCGGUAAAAAGGGUCAUAGAUCUAACCAAUGUAUGGAGGCAAAAUCAAAGCAUUGUUUUAAGUGUGGUGAGAGAAAUUUUACUGUAAGAACUUGUCCCAGAUGUGCUAGACCCCAGGGAAAUUAUCAAGGGAGGCACUAG
Molecule: messenger RNA, 873 nt
Organism: Anthonomus grandis grandis
Lineage: Eukaryota; Metazoa; Arthropoda; Insecta; Coleoptera; Curculionidae
Exons: 1
Coding region: 1-873 (290 amino acids)
Molecular function (GO): nucleic acid binding; zinc ion binding
Source: RefSeq, a predicted model, not a curated record